Molecule: messenger RNA, 921 nt
Organism: Perkinsus marinus ATCC 50983
Lineage: Eukaryota; Perkinsozoa; Perkinsida; Perkinsidae
Product: sodium/calcium exchanger, putative
Exons: 5
Coding region: 1-921 (306 amino acids)
Biological process (GO): metal ion transport; transmembrane transport
Cellular component (GO): membrane
Source: RefSeq, a predicted model, not a curated record
AUGAUUGGCCCCUCUUUGUGGGGCGUCGACUCUCCACGCUCAUUAGCCACGCCCGUGAUAGAGCAGCCUAUCCCGAUAUGCGAGCACGGUGGAUCUGGACUGGUACUGGAAGACCGUCUUAUGGGGUAUGUUGAAGGGAGUCAUCCUCAGAUACUGCCUUUGUUCGGGGACUCCGAACAGGACUGGCCCAACGGCCUCAGGGUGGUGCUCUAUUUCCUUGGCCUUUGCUGGUGCUUUGUGGGCGUGGCUAUUAUCAGCGACUUCUUCAUGGGGGCGAUAGAGAAAAUUACUUCUAAGAAAAAAAGAGCUCGCCUUACAAUCCAAGGCGAGACCAAGUUGGUGACUGUACGAGUAUGGAACGACACUGUGGCGAAUCUCACUUUGAUGGCACUAGGCUCGAGCGCCCCCGAGAUAUUGCUCUCUAUCAUAGAGCUAUUCAGUCAAGAUAUGUACUCGGGACACUUGGGGCCCAGUACCAUCGUAGGAUCAGCAGCGUUCAACCUUCUGGUCAUCUCGGCGGUAUGUAUUAUGGCUAUCCCGGAUGGUCAAGUGAGAGCUAUCAACGACAUUGGCGUAUUUGUGGUUACGGCUGGCUGCAGUAUAUUUGCAUAUAUAUGGCUCCUCUUAGUACUGCAGGUGUCUUCGCCGGACGUAGUAGACAUAUGGGAAGCGGUGGUCACUUUGGUGCUUUUCCCUGUCCUUGUGGUCAUGGCAUUUGCUGCUGAUAAAGGUAUGUUCUCGAUCAAGACAAAUGUAGCAAGUGCGCAUCGUGACCAUAUCGUGGGUCUGGAGGAUCUCAGUCCGGACGAGCUAGUGGAUUUGAUGGCUGAGGUGACCAGGAGGAGACGCUUCACCCACAGGAGAAGUGUCCAUCGCAGAUUCGUCAACGACAUGGUUCAAGUCUCACUGACGAUGCCGUGA